AUCAUAUAGAUCCACUCCUACUCCUUUGUCCACUUCUGUAUAAGAUAAAAAAUUUAUUAUGUGCACAAGCCAGUAGGUCAGGAUGUGGACAGCCUGGUUUACUUUGUCCUACAUGAACCAAUUAGUUAGUACUCCGUACUAACAAGUACAAACUGCUGAAUAUCACAAUUUGCGCAUGAAGAGACCUGAAUAGCAUAAUAUUUUGUACUGCACGCCAUAUACAUUUUUUCUUCAGCUUCUUUUAUUUUGUUGGGUUUCUUUCAUUUUUACAUUUCUCCCUUUCAAAAUGAAAAUGAAAAUUUACUUCCUCCUAACCCAGAAAUAUUUUGCAUCACCAGUUGCAUUGUUUUUACAAUUUGCAAGUGCCUGUGCUUGUGGGUGUUAUUGGUUUGUGGCUGGUCUACUCGUUGAUAGUGACCAUGUCUACCAUGAAUUCUGGCAAAGACAUCUUGUCAUCUUUCUAGUUAAGAAUUAGGUAUUAAAUAUAGAAGGAAUAUAUAAAUUUGUAUGCCCGAAGCCCCAACUAUGAGUAGCACAUGCCAUAUAUAGACAACUUCGUCUUCUUUCAAGUGUUUCCCCACUUCUUGUCUUCUUCUAUAGCUUGUUUUACCUUAUAGGUUUCUUCUUGAAAAUAAGUAUUUUCCAUCAUAUGCAUUAUAUUUUUCCAAUAUUUUUAAUGUUAGUUCUAGUGGUUGGUGGCUAGUCUACUCAUUGAUGACUGUUCGGACUGAGAUAAAGGCAACUUCAUCUUGCUUACUGCAAGCUCUUCGAGAGAGAGCACAACAGCAACAAAUACAAAGUAGGACAGGAUAAGCAAAUAAAUAUCCAAGAACUCCAAUGGCUGCCGAGUCAUGGAGGCUGCCGAAUUCGGUGCAGCAACUUGCUGUCAACGUUCAGGAGCCACCGAGCCAGUACUUGCUCAGAGAGCAAGAACCACUGGGUUGGAACCUGGCUGGUACCAAGAUGCCGGAGCCAAUUCCAACCAUUGAUCUCGGCCUGCUAUCAGCAUCCAGUGAUGCGGAAGAAGCUGCCAAGCUGCGAUCGGCGCUGCAGAACUGGGGAUUCUUCCAGGUUUCUAACCAUGGAAUAGAGACCUCUCUGAUGGACUCUGUGAUGUCUGCAUCAAGGGAUUUUUUUGGCCUGCCACUCGAAGAGAAGAGAAAGUACAGCAACCUAAUAGAUGGGGAACAUUUCCAGAUAGAAGGGUAUGGAAAUGACCAGGUGAAAACUCAAGAUCAAAGACUGGACUGGUCCGAUCGACUGCAUCUUAGAGUUGAGCCAGAGAAUGAGAGAAAUCUUGCCCAUUGGCCCAUACAUCCCAAAUCUUUCAGGGAUGAUCUACACGAGUACGCAAUGAAGAGCAAGAGAAUCAAAGGCGAAAUCCUCCGGGCAAUAGCCAAGCUUCUGGAGCUUGAUGAAGAUUACUUCGUUUACCAGCUCAGUGACAAGGCCCCCGCCUAUGCUAGAUUCAAUUACUACCCUCCGUGUCCAAGACCUGAUCUUGUAUUGGGUGUCAAACCUCACUCUGAUGUCUAUGCUCUUACGGUUCUUCUCGUGGACAAAGAUGUCGGUGGACUGCAAGUUCUUAGAGAUGGUACAUGGUACAAUGUCACAACCUUGCCUAACUACACCUUGCUGAUUAACAUUGGUUUUACAAUGGAGAUUAUGGCCAACGGGAUCUUCAGGGCCCCAGUGCACAGGGUUGUAACUAACGCUGAGAAAGAGAGGAUCUCAGUGGCCAUGUUCUACGGUGUUGAUCCUGAGAAAGAGGUCGGACCGAUACCUCAUGUGUUGACUGAGGAACAACCGGCGCGAUACAGGAAAAUGAAGGCCAAGGAUUUCCUGUUUACGCACUAUGAUGAUUUCUCUAGAGGAGCGAGAAUCGUUGAUUCAAAGAUCUAAGACUCUUAAGUAACUUUGCCCAUGCAAAAUGAAGAAUCGGUGAACUUCAAGGGGAUGAUAAAUCUCGUGAAAAUAAAUAAUUGAUCUGGUUUAUGCAUGUCUGAGGUUGGGUUAACUUGUUUAGUAUUUUCUGUAUGGACACCUUCAUAUUCGAUCUCUUAGCUCUGUCUCCUCCCUAUAGUUUUCUGGUGCUGGCUGGUGCCAUGUUGACUGUGAGCUAUGAUAAUUAAAUUCAUAAAUCCAUCUUGGCACGGUGCAA
Brachypodium distachyon (stiff brome) is the source of this 2161-nucleotide messenger RNA. Its product is annotated as protein SRG1-like. NCBI's taxonomy places the organism in Eukaryota, Viridiplantae, Streptophyta, Magnoliopsida, Poales, Poaceae. The record is from RefSeq and is a predicted model, not a curated record. The coding region runs from base 838 to 1902 and encodes 354 amino acids. The transcript is spliced from 4 exons.